UGACCUGCUGUGCAUCUUAGCGGGCAAACCUGGAGUGAAAGCAGGGGCUGCAGAUGUUUCCCCUCUCUUUGGGCACGGGUGCAGGGAUGGUCCUUCAUUAAACCUCAUGCGGGCGGUCACCCACUUCUGUACUGCACGUGGGCCCCCGCAGAGCAGGCGCUGGAUGGCUUCCCGGGGUUCUGCGCCAUGUCCUCAGCUCGGCUUCCUGCAGUGGGACUGGGGCAGAGCUGGGGCAGCACGGCUCUGCCCAGGGAACAUGUUGUGGCACCGCUGCCGUCACCACGUCAUGGACCACGAGCCCAGCUGCGGUCCCCAAGGUGCUCAUCGGCGUGUUAAUGCGCAAGGAGGUGCCAGUUUUGGGUGGCUUGUGGGUUGCCGUAGAUUUGUAAGUCUCUCUGGGGUCUAGCCCUCCACGUACAGCACGUUGUGCGAGAUGGUAGCUGUCCUGUCGGGUCUGUGGGCACUUUAACAGCAGAGCUUUGCGGGGGACCCCUGCAGCCCCUCAGGCCCGUCAUGGGUGCGGAGCACAGCCGUGUGCCUGGCCCAGCCUGCCCGUGCCUGCCCGCCCUGGAGACUCGGUCCUUGUGAAGGUGCUGUGAUGGGGCAGCUGGGGGGUCUGCCUGGGCAGCCAACGUGAAGACCAUCCACGGGCCCUCAUUGACCAGCACCCAGGCAGCAAAUUUCCUUUCCAGGUUUCACCUGGCAGAACAGCUGAUGCUUUGGUAGGUGUCCUAGUUACUGGUAGGUAGGAGAGGGGAAAGCAUGGGGACAGAGGAGAUCAACUGAGCCAUGAUCGAUGCCCUGCCAAGGCACAAACACUGUCAGGCGUGGGAAGUGCUGCUCCUUCCCAUCUAACCCUGCUCUCUCUCUCUCUCUCCACACAGCGUUUCUGGCUCUCGUUUUUUUUGGCAGAAAUUUCAUGUUCUCAUCACCCCUCUCCUCCCCUCAGCUGUGUUCAGCUGCAGCAUCUCCUCUCUGUCACUUCUCUGCUUCUCCUCCUGCCAGCAGGCAGGGAAGGUUCCCCCACCAGCUCUUCGGGGCUGCGCAAGACACUGCUCUGAAAACCAUCACCUUGAAGGAAGAGAAGGGAGCCUGUGCUGCUCCUGGCUGUGCUGUGAGGAGGAAGGAAGAGGACAUUUAUCUGAGCCCUUCUGCCAGGACAGAACACCAAAAUGCAGCCUGUGCCCCUGCACAGCCUUUCGGAGUUGGAAAGAGCCAGUCUGCAAGAGAUUGCUCUCUACCAGCUGCAGGAGAAGCUGCUUGUUGGAGAUGUCAGCCUGGCUAAAGUUGGACCUAAAGGCAGUAAAUCUAUCCGCCAGAAACUGGAGAGCUUUUCCAAGGAUAAGAAAGACUGCUCUCCUCAGACCUUCGGGAUCCCGCUCUUCCAGGUCAUCACCAAUGACCGUGCCUACAGGCAACUGCAGGACGCAGUGAAGAAGAGUCGCCGGCUGUGCCUGGAGGUGGAAGAGACAGUGACAAGGUUUCGGGCUCAGAGGCAGAAGAAGUCCCCAGUGGGCAGGAGCUGUGGCCUGGUACCCUGUGGGGUCUUCCCGGAGGAGCCGCUUUCCCCAACUCUUCUUGACAACAGCUCCUGGAGCCAGCGAAGGGGGGCCAUGUCCGUGGACUCCAUCACUGACCUGAGAGACGCUUCCAAGCUGCUGGAGGCGCUGCAGUUGUCACACCCCCACGAGCUGGACCCACAGAGAAGCCUGGGCAAGAAAAAGAUGUUGAGCCUCAACCCCAUCACCUGGCAGGUCCCGCGGAUUGUGGACAGAUGUUGCAAACACAUUGAGACGCACGGUCUCCACACGGUGGGCAUCUUCCGGGUUGGGAGUUCCAAGAAAAGAGUUCAGCAGCUGAGGGAGGAGUUUGACCGAGGGGUGGAUGUUUUCUUGGAUGAGCAUCAAAGUGUUCAUGAUGUGGCUGCUCUGCUGAAAGAGUUUCUUCGGGACAUGCCAGAUUCACUGAUACCCAGAGAGCUCUAUGCAGCCUUCCUCAGCACAGCCUCCAUGCAGGGUCCGGCGCAGCUGGCCACCCUCCAGCUGCUGCUCUUCCUGCUGCCCCCCUGCCACAGCGACACGCUGCACCGGCUCCUGCGGUUCCUCAGCGAGGUGGCCCGGCACGCCGAGAGCUCCUGGGGCCCUGAUGGUCAGGAGAUUCCUGGGAAUAAAAUGACAGUUUCAAACUUGGCCACAGUCUUUGGUCCCAACAUCCUGCAGAAGGAGAAGCCUGGAGAGAAAGACGCUGGUGCCGUGAACUUUGAAGACAGUGCUGCCAUCAUACUGGUACUCCAGAAGCUGAUUGAGCACUACCAGACCUUGUUCAUGGUCUCUCCAGAAAUGCAAUGUGGCGUCCUAAGGAGGCUCUUUCAGACUGACCCCGAUGUCAUUGACUACCUUCUGCGCAGGAAGUUCAACGCCGUGCCGAGCACAGAGAGUGAGGAUUCAACAGAGGAGCAUGCUCCAUCUGCACUGCCUGGUUGGACCCGCACCCUGGAGAGCAGCUCGGUCUCAUCAGAGCUGUACAGCAGCAUCUCAUUCCUAAACCUGGACAUCGGCAUCUAGCAAGGCUGGGCCAGGUCCUCACACUGCCUUCUGCAGACAAAUCCGGGCAACCUCUCCCCAGUAAAAAAGAAGCCCUCUAUCUUGCUUUGGAGGAGUGGAGAAGUGAAAGGAGUAUGAACGUCUGUGGGAGCAUCUUUUGCUACCAGUAGAUGUGCCAAGUGGUUCUGGUGCAGGCAGACCCACCACUGGAGAGGCGUUUGUGGGUUGCCAGCAGAAAAGCUUUCCACACGUGGGUUUGUUGCUAGAUGGCAACCAAUAAAUCGGUGUGCUUGUGCAGUGGCUGUGCAGGCCCGGCUGUGUGGGCAGCGGUGUGCCGAGGCAAGCGUGCUCUGGGAGCACCAGACAGCCGUGGGCCGCAGCCUGCCUGCAGGGCUGAGGUGCCGCAGUGCCCUCCUCCGCUUCACUGCGCUUCGGGCCCUGAGGUUUCUGCCCCAGCCUGGGGAGGACAGCCUCUCCCCUCCGAAUGACCGCCAGCCCGUGCACUGGGACAGUGAACUGGUGCAGACUGGGGAGCAGCAAGCAGGUGUCCAAUGGCUCGUGCCAUGCUCAGCAGACAGGACUCGGAGUUCUAAAAUGACCUCCAGCUGGCAUCCCUCCAGGCGUCCGCUGGGCGCUGGUGGGGCUGGCUGCUUACGGGGACAGCAGGGGACAGCAGCAGCCUGGGGCUGGGACCCCCUGUGCUGGCAGGGAGGAGCCUGGCCUGAGACAGCACAGGAUGGUGCCUCUUAGCAGGGCAGUGAGGGUGGAAAGUGCAGUUCAACUUUGUGCCCUUGGUGCUUUGGGAUCCCUGUUACUGCGUGGUGUUUUAUCCCAGGCUCGUGCGGAGGGAAAGCUCUCUUGGAGCCAAAGCAACAGCACCAUUGUUGCAAAGACCCUGGCCUGCCACCUCCAGAUUCACAGCUUGCUGCUUUGCUUGAACCCAGGUUUCAAACCACUCAUUUUAUAGACAGAAAACACUGUAUUGAACCCAAAACGUAUGGCUGGUGUAGUAAGAGGGAACAAUAAUCUCUGAAGAUUAUAAACUUCUGUUUUCCUCGA
This is a messenger RNA of Falco peregrinus (peregrine falcon), 3602 nucleotides long. It is a transcript of the gene ARHGAP36, whose product is annotated as Rho GTPase activating protein 36. The record is from RefSeq and is a predicted model, not a curated record. The transcript is spliced from 11 exons. Bases 1173 to 2564 code for a protein of 463 amino acids. Lineage: Eukaryota; Metazoa; Chordata; Aves; Falconiformes; Falconidae. Gene Ontology annotation, biological process: signal transduction.